This is a messenger RNA of Helicoverpa zea (corn earworm), 1188 nucleotides long. RefSeq lists its product as uncharacterized. Lineage: Eukaryota; Metazoa; Arthropoda; Insecta; Lepidoptera; Noctuidae. The transcript has a single exon. Bases 1 to 1188 code for a protein of 395 amino acids. The record is from RefSeq and is a predicted model, not a curated record.
AUGAAGGGUGCAGUAGUUUUUAAUGGCCGUACAUCUGAGCCGUUUGACGUAUGUAGAGGUGUCAGACAAGGCUGCGUCUUAGCUCCUACCCUGUUUGGAAUUUACUUCUCGCUGAUAUUACGUGCAGCUUUCGGUGACAACCAACAGGGUAUCCAUCUGCACACGAGGACAGACGGAAAGCUGUUUAAUAUCUCUCUCCUGAAAUCUAAGAAAACCCGUGAGGAUCUUUUCGUUGAUAGUCUUCUCUUCGCUGAUGACGCGGCCUUCGUGUCUAAUUCCGCACAAGAGCUCCAGUCCAUGGUGGAUAAAUUCUCGCACGCCUGCUCUCUGUUUGCCAUGUCUAUAAAUCCCAAAAAAACAGUUGUGCUAGCACAAGGUGCUUCUACUACCCCGGCGAUUUCACUCGAUGGCGCGCCAUUAGAAGUAGUAGACAAGUUCAGUUAUUUAGGGUCGACUGUGUCGAACAAUCUCUUGCUUAAUGCCGAGAUCGACAUCCGCAUCGGCAAGGCGGCAACCAUGUUCGGGAAGCUAGGUACAAGGGUAUGGUACAAUAAGCACCUUACUACUAAGACCAAGAUGGUUGUCUUUCAGGCUUCCAUCUUAAGCAUACUCUUGUACGGAGCUGAAACCUGGACAUCGUAUGCAAAACAAGAACGUCGUCUUAACUGCUUUUACAUGCGUUGCUUACGAAAGAUCUUGGGUAUAACAUGGCAAGACAGGAUCACAAACGAGAGGGUUCUAGAAAUUGCACAGCUGCCUAGUCUGAUGGCGCUCCUCAAACAGAGACGUCUGCGUUGGCUAGGGCAUGUGCAUAGGAUGGAACCCUAUCGAUUACCACGACGUGUUCUUCUUGGUGCAGUAGCGAAUGCAAAAAGAGAUGUUGGGAGGCCGUUGCUUCGUUUCAAAGACUGCAUCAAGCGAGACAUGGCAGCAUUUAAAAUAGACCACCGUGACUGGGAGAAGCUCGCGGAAAAACGUCCUGAAUGGCGCAAACGUGUCGCAGAGGGUCGCAAAUUUUGCGAUGAAGCCUGGUUCGGAGUGCUUGCUGACAAGAGACAGAAAAGACAUGAACAUAGUUCGACACUAAUGUCCAGUUACUUCUCUUGUCAAGCCUGUGGUAAGAGAUGUCGCUCUCGUAUCGGUCUGUUCAGUCACGAAAGGCGUUGUAUCACAGACACCACCACAUAA